UGCGAUUUGCAAACUAAACGCUGAUACAAACGUGAACUUUGAUCAAUACUACUAAAUAGUAAAAAGUAAUUAAGUGAUCGAGUGUGAAUUAAGACUAUACAGUUCGAAAGGGAAUCCAAAAUGAAGUUGUUGAUUUGUUUCAAUGUGCUGUUGAUCUGCUGGGUGCACGCCGAGGAUGUCCGUCUUUUGGAUUUGGAUCCUCCAGAAGCGCAGUCUAUCAUCGAUAGUAAAGAUCAGACUUUGAAGUAUGCGCCGAAGAUCGAGUCAAAUGUGCCGGCUGUCAGGUAUUUGGGAAAUGAACCGCACCACGUCCAGGAGGAUAUUUACCUUGCCAAUCAGUACCAUGGACAGGACGGCGUUGGGGGUUAUUUGUACGGGUAUUCCGUUCCUGAUAUAGCGAAGACUGAGAAGAAGAAGGCAGGCGGUGAUUUGACCGGAUCUUACAAUUACAUCGCCGGAGACGGACAAGAGAUUAAGGUGCAAUAUUGGGAUAACGGAAAUGGUUUCCACCAGAUCGAUAACGUACCAAAGAUCUUGCCAAAGCAGAUCGACGACAGUCCCGAAGUUAAGGCCGCCAAAGAGGAGCACGCCAGGAUUUGGGCCGCUGAAGCCGAGAGAAACUCGAAGCCUAUUCAGAACCCGUACCCAAGUGCCAAACCUGGAGCGUACGCAGGUCUCGGUGCCGGAGUCGGAGCUGGUGUUGGCGGAUAUUCCGCCGUCAGCGGUUUGAGUCAAGGAGCUCCUAAAUACGGAAGCCCCAGCCUUGGUCCAGGAGGAGCACAACCAGGAUUCGCCGGUAACCCAGGUUACGCUGGACAAUCAGGAAGCUUCGGAUCUUCGGGAGGUUUUGGUGGAUCAAAACCAGGAUUUGGAGGAAGCCAAGGUGGAGCUUUCGGUGGAUCCAAACCAGGAUUCGGUGGAAACCAAGGAGCCUUCGGCGGAAACCAAGGCGCUUUCGGAAGUGGAAAUCAAGGAGGUGCUUUCGGUGGAUCCAAACCAGCAUUCGGAGGAAGCCAAGGUGCCUUCGGAAGUGGAUCUAAACCUGGAUUUGGAGGAGCCGCAGGAUUCGGCAAAUCCAGCCAGAACAACAUCGAUUACAGCGGACAGUACAGCGAGAACCAACAAUCCUUCGCCGCGAAUCCUCAGGCCCAACAGAAGAAUCAAGACGACGGUAGCUGGGACGAGAGUCAAACCGAAGAACCUCAAGGUCCUCCAAAGGGCUUCUUCUACAACAUCGACUACCCGGUUGGCAUCAUCGUUUCCAAGGACGGCCAGCAGAAGAGGGAAUCCCUGUCAGAGGUUUACAACAGUAACAAGGCUCUCUUCGAUCAGCAGCUCAAGGGAGGCGCAGCUGUGCAUGGAGGCGCCACCUACCCCAACUACCAAGUGCACGCUUAAUAAUCCUUAACGUUUUGUGAUAAUUUAUAUUUUCUCUACUUUUCGUCCACAUAUAUUUUAUAUAUAUAUA
Molecule: messenger RNA, 1468 nt
Organism: Nicrophorus vespilloides
Lineage: Eukaryota; Metazoa; Arthropoda; Insecta; Coleoptera; Silphidae
Exons: 3
Coding region: 121-1398 (425 amino acids)
Cellular component (GO): chitin-based extracellular matrix
Molecular function (GO): structural constituent of chitin-based larval cuticle
Source: RefSeq, a predicted model, not a curated record